AUGAGUGUGCCAAGUUUGGCUUCAGAUCUUGACGUCGGUGAAGAGUGUCAGCUGGUCUACAGUCUGUCAGACAGGCAGUACUUCGAUAUAGAUCCGUCCUCAGGUGAGGUGUACGUGGUGUCAGCAGUGGCUCUGGCCGGACAGUCUGUCACCCUGCAGGUGAAGGCCACAGACCCCAGAGGACUCCAUGCUACGACCAAGGUGGAGGUGGAGGUGCAGGGAGGUGCAAGCAGCAGUGACGUGGUCGUCAUCUCCCUGAACCGGCCCGCCAACACGGUGGAGGAGAAGAUUGCAGAGACGGAGAAGUCUUUGAGCUCAGUUCUGAACUGGACCGUGAUCAUCAUCGAGGUGUCUUCUGCAAACGGAGGAUCAUCAGAGUCCAGAUCUGUGACAGCAGAGACCAAGACUUUAGUCAGCUUCAUCAGUGAGGACAAGGAGGGGGUGGUUUCCUCUGAAGAAGUCACAGAGAAGCUGCAGAGCCAAUCAGCUGCUGUGACGGAGGAGCUCGUCAAAGUGUAUGGGGAGGGGCUUAAGUUUGCCGUAGAGAGCGAGCCUCUAAGCCCCGCCCCCUACCUGGACGCUUUCAUCUCUGUGAUGGUCCUGUUUGCCCUGAGCUUGCUGGUUAUAGUUGCUUUAGUAGUCCACAAAAGGUUUUCGAGGUCGGACUGGAGAAAUAGAUCCAUCCGUUUACCCCCCAACUUUCAGUCGCCUACAGAGAGACAGCAAAGUACUUCAGUCAUAAAUUGUAACGGUGGUAGUGAAGCGGUUGUGGGUGUAGUGGAUGAAGGAUAUGUAGGGGACGUGGAGUUGUUUACUGGGAUCACUGCAGGAAGUGGUGUGCAGCUGGUCCCCCACAUCUCCGAUGAACACCUGGAGUAUCUGGAGCUGAGCUUCACGCUCGGGGACACUAGUGCGACUGUUCGCACCAAGAAGCCGCUGGACGCCGACACACUGACAGGCAUUGCCAGAACCUUGUAUUACUCUGUCAUGUGUGACGGUGUCAUUAAGUUUAACAACACCAGGACACUACAGGUCAACGACCUGAAUGACAAUGGUCCUGUAUUCACAGAGAACCACUACAGCAUCGACGUCUCUGAGGCGACACAACUGGGCACUGAAGUUCUUCGUGUGACCGCUGUGGACGCCGACAGCGCCCCAGAAAACAACAGACUCACAUAUUCCUUUACGCCAGCUUCAGAGGACUUUACGUUGACUGACUCCGGGGCUUUUAUUUUGAAGAGACGGCUGAACUACAAUUUAGUCCAACAGUAUAACUUCGUUGUGACGGCUCAGGAUGUCGGGGGCUUGAAUGACUCUGCCACCGUGGUGAUAAACGUGGUGGACUUUGACAACUUGAACCCUUAUUUCAGUCACAGCAUUUACAGAGCCAUGAUCCCAGAGAACCAGGUCGGGCCUUUUGGCAGCAUCGAGCCGGAGCCGAUAAAGGCUCAGGACGGAGACACUGGGAUCAACGUGACGGUGUCCUACAGAAUCAGUUCAGUCUCUCCGGACGAGUACGAGGGAAACUUUGAGAUCGACUCCAGCAGUGGAGUUGUGUCUGUGCUGACUGCGUUAGACAGAGAGGAGAUAAACACCAGAGUGAUCUCUGUCAGCAUCAAGGCGGCUCAGACAGACGACAGCUUGAAGACGGCAGACGCCGUGGUGUCUGUGACUGUUGAGGACGUGAACGAUAAUCCUCCAGAGUUCAGCCAGCCGGACUACUCCGUAACACUUCAGGAGAACUCUCCUGCCGGUGCCGUCGUCUUUAAAGCCACCGUCAGCGACCCGGACGAGGGAGGAUUUGUUGGAACAUUACGGGUCCUUCCAGAGUCCGCUCCUUUCUCUGUGGAUGCUGAUGGGACAGUUCGAGUGGAGAACUCCUUAGCUCUGGACCGAGAGACCGCUGAACUCAUCACAUUUCAGAUUGAAGCCAGGGAGUCAGAAACACCAAACAAUGUUGUACUGGCAGAAGUCAACGUCACUCUCUUGGAUGAGAACGACAACAGUCCAGUGUUCAGCAGCAACACGUACGAAGGAAACGUGUUCGCUAAUCAGACAGUGGGUUUGCUGCUGGUCCAGGUUAAAGCAGAAGAUGCGGAUGCUGGCCCAAACGGCCGAGUCAAAUACUCCAUUGUGUUUGGAAACAACGACGGUUACUUCUCAGUCGGAGAGGACAGCGGAGAGAUCACGCUGGCUAAAACCAUUCCUCUGGUGGAAAACCAGAUUCUGGAGUUUCCUCUUUACAUAACGGCCAGAGACGAGGGCGUCAUACCACGCUUCACCACAGCAAAGGUGAACAUUCAAGCUCAUGGUAACUCCAAACCUCAGUUUUUACAAAGGGUCUACCACGGCACCAUAGAAGAAGAGCAGGACCCAGGAGUUUUGAUUGUCAGGGUGAACUUCUUCGCAGCAGGAGAGAUCCCCGUGACUCUCACAGUCGAUACAGACGCCGACAAGUUCGCCAUCUCCCCUGAAGGAGAAUUGACCACCAAGGUGAAGCUGGACUACGAUGAGUCUUCACACAACUACUCUGUGGGAAUCUCCAUCUCUGACGGCACCCACAGCGACAGUGCCGUGGUGGAGGUGCAGGUGACUGACGUCAAUGAUAACAGUCCUGUUUUCAGCCCCAGCUCCGUCACAGAGUCAGUCCCAGAGGACGCAGAGGUAGGAUCCAACGUGACUGCUGUUCCAGCUACAGACAAAGACAGCGGCUUCAACAAGGAGCUCAGAUACUCUUUAAGAGGAGGAGAGGGGAGGUUCUCUGUGGAUCCUCUGUCUGGGAUGGUGAGUGUGGCAGCUGGACUGGACAGGGAGACCAAAGCAGAGUACCAACUGCUCGUGGUGGCUGAAGAUCAGGGGCGCCCGACCAGGUCUGCCACAGCCACGCUGCUGGUCCGAGUGUCCGACAUCAACGAUAACGCCCCCGUGUUCUCAGCGGCCGAGUAUCAGGCUGAAGUGUUGGAGACGGAGUCAGUGGGUACGAGCCUGCUCACCCUAACAGCUGGAGACCCCGAUGAAGGAGCCAAUGGGAGAGUUAGUUUUAGUAUCCUCCAGCAGAGUCCCUCAUCAGACCCUGCUGCUUUUGAGCUGGACUCUUCCAACGGGACUCUGCGGCUGGCUCAGACUCUGGACUACAGCCGGGUGAAGGUGUACAGUCUGAUAGUUCAGGCCUCUGAUGGAGGGAUUCCCUCUCUCACGGGGAACAGCUCUGUGGUGGUGAGGGUAAAAGACGUGAACAACAACCCUCCUGAGUUCAGUCAGGAAAGAUACGACGUAGCGGUCUCUGAGAACCUGCCCAGUGGAGCGUCCAUCCUGACCCUGGAGGUCACUGACAGAGACGAGGGUGGAUUCUCUCUCGGUUACUUCCUGUUUACCAGCGAUACCUUCGACAUUAACAAACAAGGCGUGGUCUCUCUGAGGAAGGACGUCAGCUUGGACAGAGAGACAAACAACAGCUAUCAAAUACAGGUGCGGGCGGUGGAUCAGCCCACAGCAGGUCUGACAUCCACAGCUCAGCUCAACAUCACCGUCCUGGACUACAACGACAACGCCCCACAGUUCCCGGUUCUCCCAGACCCCCUACAGAUCCUGGAGGGGAACUACUCCGAGAGAACUCCAGGAGAAGUUUUCACCAUCCUGCCCACAGACGCCGACAUCGGCCCCAACGGGGAGGUCACCGUCUCCCUCUCCUCGCCUCACCCGCUCUUCAGAUUCAGAGAGGACGGGACGCUGCUGGCUGUGGGACCUCUGGAUCGAGAGAGCAGGGAGACGUUUGAGCUUUUGGUGAAGGCCUCUGAUAAAGGCCAGCCGCAGAGAGAGACUUUCACCUCCGUCAGAGUGAGCCUCAUCGACGUCAACGACAACACACCUGAGUUCAGCUCCAGCAGCUACGUCAGCAGCAUCCUGCUUAAAGACGCAGAGGAGGGGAAAGAGCUGCUGAGGCUGUCCGCCUCUGACAGAGACUCAGGGAACAACUCACUGAUCACCUACAGUUUCUCUGAAGGAAGUUCUCCAUAUUUGGCCCUAAACAGCCAGACAGGAGCUGUGACUUUGACCUCUGACCUCGCUGACAUCACUGAAGACAUCACACUGGUGCUGACGGCCAUGGCUGAAGACAACGGCCAGCCUCCGCUCAACUCCACAGCCCGUGUCGUGGUGAAUCUAAGGGUCAUCAGUGUGGUGGAGGGCGUAGGCUUCAGGAACCCCACCUACAACUUCAGUCUGCCUGAGAACCUGCCUGAGGGGGCGACAGUGGGGACAGUCUGGGCCUCCUCAGGAAGUGACCUUUACGAUGUUUCCUACGAGCUGAAGACCGACACCGACCUGUUCUCCAUCAGCGCCGGGGGAGCCAUCGUGACCAGAACCCCUCUGGACCGAGAGAAGCAGGAGUGGUACUUCCUGGACGUGGAGGCAGUGGACACCAGGACUCCCCCUACAUCAGCCACAGCACUGGUCAGAGUUCAGGUCGGGGACGUGAACGAGCCUCCAGAGUUUUCCCCUGAAGAUUAUGAAGCUAUGGUUUUCAGCAUCGCUCCGUAUAAAACGUCCGUUAUCACAGUCAAGGCUUCAGAUCCUGACGUCGGUGAGGAGGGUCAGCUGGUCUACAGUCUGUCAGACAGGCAGUACUUCGAUAUAGAUCCGUCCUCAGGUGAGGUGUACGUGGUGUCAGCAGUGGCUCUGGCCGGAGAGUCUGUCACCCUGCAGGUGAAGGCCACAGACCCCAGAGGACUCCAUGCUACGACCAAGGUGGAGGUGGAGGUGCAGGGAAGUGCAAGCAGCAGUGACGUGGUCGUCAUCUCCCUGAACCGUCCCGCCAACACGGUAGAGGAGAAGAUUGCAGAGACGGAGAAGUCUUUGAGCUCAGUUCUGGACUGGACCGUGAACAUCAUCGAGGUGUCGUCUGCAAAUGGAGGAUCAUCAGAGUCCAGAUCUGUGAGAGCAGAGACGAGGACUUUAGUCAGCUUCAUCAGUGAGGACGAGGAGGGGGUGGUCUCCUCUGAAGAAGUCACAAAGAAACUGCAGAGUCAAUCAGCUGCUGUGACGGAGGAGCUCGUCAAAGUGUAUGGGGAGGGGCUUAAGUUUGCCGUAGAGAGCGAGCCUCCAAGCCCCGCCCCCAAUCAGGACGCUGCCAUCGCUCUGGGCGUCCUGUUUGCCCUGAGCAUGCUGGUUAUAGUUGCUUUAGUAGUCCACAAAAGGUUUUCAAGGUCAGACUGGAGAAAUAGAUCCAACCGUUUACCCCCCAACUUUCAGUCGCCUACAGAGCUACAGCCGAGUACCACCAAAAAACCCUAAAAACAGGAACUUUUGUUUUAUCAUAUUCAGACUGUAUCAAAAAGUUCUCAUGAAUCCUUCAUGCUCACGUUCAACAAAUCUUCACUUUUUUUCUGAGAUUUCAGAAACGAGCUGAUCCGUCAUGGAACUGUUGAAUGGAGCUAAGUUAAGAAAAAAAACUUUCAUAUUCACAGAAAGUUUUGUGUUAUUUUUACAGUCUGCAGUGAAACUGUUUACUGUUUCUUAUUCAACAAACCAAAUGUUUUAAUUUGGAUUAUAUUACUUUUGUUUUC
Notolabrus celidotus (New Zealand spotty) is the source of this 5564-nucleotide messenger RNA. RefSeq names its product protocadherin Fat 4-like. The transcript has 33 exons. Gene Ontology annotation, biological process: homophilic cell-cell adhesion. Gene Ontology annotation, molecular function: calcium ion binding; cadherin binding. The coding region runs from base 1 to 5292 and encodes 1763 amino acids. Gene Ontology annotation, cellular component: plasma membrane; catenin complex. Lineage: Eukaryota; Metazoa; Chordata; Actinopteri; Labriformes; Labridae. The record is from RefSeq and is a predicted model, not a curated record.